UGCACACUCUUUAGGUAUCAGAAAAUCAUACCUUGGAGAAAUCAUGCUGUAAAUUAGGGAAAUUCUUCAUCUAGGAAAGACAAACUUCUAUUUAAAAAAAUAUAUUAUGAAUGAAGAUCUAUGAAUGUGUCAGAAGGGGUAAAGCCUCAGUAGAAAGGUUCCCUUCACUGUUAUUUUAAUUUGGAAGAUAAUUUAAGAAUUAUUGUAAGGGAAAUUAUGUUCCAGAUGUUCCAGAUUGUUAGGAAAAUAUUGGAGAAAAUAUUCAACUAUAAAUGAUAGGCAUGUUCAUAAUGGAAUAGAAAGUGGUUUUGUUUUUUUUUUUUUUUUUUUUUUUACAAUGUAAAUAAAUAUAAUCAGGAUAACCAGAAAUACAUCAUAAGACCUACAGGGAUAUUUAGAUGUUAUCUUCCUUUUACUAUAGGAGUUAUGUGUAGUUUGGCAUUCCACUUGUGAAUGUCACAUAUGAGAGAUAAGUUAGAUACAUGCCAUUGCCCAGGGACUUAUUCUUUUUAAGAAAUACAACUUGUUUCUAGAAUAAUAUGAUUUAUUAAAAAUACAUUUCAAUACUACAAACCUUUUCUACUGUUUUGUACCUUUUGUAAGUGGGCCUGGUGGCUACUUCUUUAGUUACGUACAUUAUUAUAGUGCAUAAUUGAUGUGUUUGUGUAGCUGGAAUCUAUUCUGCCCUCACUAGUUAGAGCAUCUUGAUUUUCACUAAGAUAAUCUCUCACAGUGUGUGAGGUCCUGAUGGGGCCAUCAUUCAAGGUGCCCUACAAAGGACUUGACAUGAUCGUCAAAGUAGGCUGAGAUAUUCCAGACGUUGAAUUUCUCAUGGACUCCUUAAGUACCAAAAAGCAAACUGAGCUUUUGUUUUCUGGUAACAUUUUCCUGCAAUUAUUAAUUAGUUCUUUCUGUAUAGAUUACCCAGGAUAGCUUUAGUUAUUGUCAUUUUAAAAUUCUAAUUCACUUAUCUUUAUAUGAGGUAUCUGGUGUGCUUUUAACAUAUUUAAAUGACACAUUUAGUGGCACUGCUGAAAUGUGGUCAGGCACACCUCAUUUUAUUGUCCUUCGCAGGCAAUGCUGUUUCCCAAAUUGAAGGCAUGUGGUGACCCUGCACUGAGCAAACGUAUUGGCUUCAUUUUUCCAAUAGCAUUUGCUUACUUCAUGUCCAUGUCACAUUUCACUAAUUCUUGCAAUAUUCCAAACUUGCCAUUAUUAGUUAUGGUGAUCUGUGGUCAGUGAUUAUGAUUUGCUGAAAACUCAGCAUGGUUUAGCAAUGUAUUUAAAUUAAAGUAUGUACAUUGCUUUUCUUAGACAUAAUGCUAUUGUCCAUUUAAUAGACUACAGUGUAGUGUAAAUAUAGCUUUUAUAUGCGUUAAGAAACAAAACUUCAUUUGACUCGGUUUAUUGCCACAUUUGCUUCACUGUGGUAGUCUGGAACCAAACCUGCAGUUGUCUGAGGUACGUGUGUACGUGUUGCUGUAGAGUGAGGAUGGGGAAAAGUCACUGUGCCAGCUUCCUUCUUACAAGCACACAUGAUGGUUGGAGAUUGGGCAUCCAUUGUGGAACCUGGAUUCAUCUCAAGGACAGAAGCCACCUGCGUCCGUGCUUUCUGAGGGGCCGACCCAACGUGGGAUGCAGAGCUUCCUGAAGCUGCUGAGGGAGAGUGGGGGCGCUGGGCCACCCCCGGCGGAGCUGGUGACUCUUGCAGGCAGGCUGUGCCGAGACCUCCAGGAUGACCCCGCCCAGGCGCAGCCCUUGGUCACAGCCGUGUUGGACAGUCAGCUCCGCCUGCACCUCUUGGACAAUGCGGACGUGGCCUUCGUGUGUGCCCGGGUGCUGGCCCAGCAAGAGCAGCACCAGGCUGCCUGCCGGGUGCUGGAGGGUUGCCGUGUGCCCGGAGGCAGCCAGGAGCUGGUCCAGCUCUGGAACGACAUUCACUACCAUCUGGUCAUGAAGCGGCUGGGCGUGGCUGUGCUGACCCCAGUGCAGAAGUUCCGCUGCAGAAAGAGAAACCCACCACCCCUCUCCCUCUGCCCUGAUGGCCUGAAGAGCCGAAACUUUCCCAGAGAGGUUCGCCGGAAGCUGCACGACUUUGCCUCGAGCGUGAGCACCAACCCCAGCAAGGCCGAGCGGGAGAACCUGGCCUUGGAGACGAGCCUGACCGUAGAGCAAGUGUACAACUGGUUUGCCAAUUACCGGCGGCGCCAGAGGGCCCUUCUCCAGCGCCUGGAGCCAGCGCCGGAGGACACAGUAGAGGACCCCAGUGUGAGGGAGAGGGGUCCGGACCGCCCCCAGCCCUCAGACCACCCCCACCUUGGCUCUGGGUGUGUGGACAGGCCUCAGUGGCCAGCAGGACAGGAGGAAAAUGAGCCUGCACAAUCCAGAGAGACCGCCCAAGGGCCGUGGGAGUCGCUGGCCCUGGCCCCGGACUUUUCUGGAGAUGAGACUAUGCCAAAGCCAUUGCCUCCCAGGUCUCUGCAGGGUGGUGAGAUGUACCAGGAGGGGCCUGGCCACGAUCCUGUCACUCUCCCUGCCAUCUGCCCAGGCCCUGGCGUCUGUCCACUGGCUGCUGGCAGUGACAUGCUAGACCCUUCUCUGGCUACCCCUGAGUCAUGGCUGAUGUCUCUCGCACUGGCGUCCUCCAGGGAAGUUUCCUUCCAGACCGGGCAUCUGGUUCACGGGCCUGGGUUGGACUUCAUGAUGCGCCCUGCAGAUGCAGCUGUGGCUGUGUCCGUUACUGCUCUGGGUGAGCCCGGCUCCACAGAGCAUGUACCUGGAGGAAGGUCCGGGCACUGGCGGUGGUCAAGAACAACAGGCUGGCGGCUUCCAGGUGACACAGCCCCCGCCACAGCCUCCUGAAUUCAUCCUGACCCAGAGGUGAGGCACGCAGAGCCAUGGGGCUCAAGCAGCAUUUUCUCCGGCCGUGGGUAAGGUAUUGUCUGGUUUACAUACAGACUUGUGACCUCAGAUGUGCAGAUUGAGUCCUUUCCUUAUGGGUUUCUGGAAGAAAAACAACAUUCUCCCCACCCUGCAUCUACCAGAAGAAGAGGGUAGUUUUUCCCUGAGACAAAAGAACACCUAGAAAUAGCAGAGCAGAUACGAGGUCUGUGUUGUGGACAGUGCUCACGGUUUGUGUCUUCUCCAAGAUCACCCUGGGCCCCAGCAGCCUCUUUUUGGGCAUUUUCUUUUCCCUAGACAGAGGUUGUCUGAGUUUUUGAGCAGCAUCAAGGUGGAUUUUCUAUUCCAAACCGUAGUUUCAGAGGUGCUUGGGAGAGCCAUGAACAGCCUAGGUGCUGUGGAUUUUGGCCGUGGGGCCCAGGACAAGAGGCCAGGAGAAUCUAGCUGUAGAGAAGAGGAUGGAAGAGUGUGAGACGUUGGGGGGUCCUUUGGUGGAUCUAUGAUAGGGGUCACCAGGACCAGGUCCCCAGGGUUCACAGUCUCCCCAGUCUGGGAGCCGAAAGCCAGGUGCCCAGUACGGGCGGAACUACAGUGCCGUGUGUGAGGAAGAAGGGGAGCAGUUCUUUAAGUCACUAAUUUUCUUGCUGAAACAGCAGAUGGUGAGAAAAUGCAGACUGUGCAGAUGGACUCACUUUUUCACUCGUGACCAGGAACCGUGAUGGAGAAAAUGCCCCCACUGGGUACCUUUGUGGUUUGCUUGGUCUCCCCACUGGCUGUAUCAGCCUUGGACUCCCAAGGCCCAGCCCAUCAUUGCUCUGACCUGAUGACUUUGACUCCUUCUUUAAAAGCAAAUUCACUGGGGCAUAAGUGGUAUUCAUUAAAGCAACAUGUUUAGAUGGUA
Messenger RNA from Herpailurus yagouaroundi (jaguarundi), 3802 nucleotides. It is a transcript of the gene ANHX, whose product is annotated as anomalous homeobox. Gene Ontology annotation, molecular function: DNA-binding transcription factor activity, RNA polymerase II-specific; RNA polymerase II cis-regulatory region sequence-specific DNA binding. NCBI's taxonomy places the organism in Eukaryota, Metazoa, Chordata, Mammalia, Carnivora, Felidae. Bases 1636 to 2862 code for a protein of 408 amino acids. The transcript is spliced from 9 exons. Gene Ontology annotation, cellular component: nucleus; transcription regulator complex. Gene Ontology annotation, biological process: regulation of transcription by RNA polymerase II; regulation of skeletal muscle cell proliferation; skeletal muscle fiber development. The record is from RefSeq and is a predicted model, not a curated record.